Nylanderia fulva is the source of this 1125-nucleotide messenger RNA. It is a transcript of the gene c12.1, whose product is annotated as spliceosome-associated protein CWC15. Gene Ontology annotation, biological process: mRNA cis splicing, via spliceosome. NCBI's taxonomy places the organism in Eukaryota, Metazoa, Arthropoda, Insecta, Hymenoptera, Formicidae. Gene Ontology annotation, cellular component: catalytic step 2 spliceosome. The record is from RefSeq and is a predicted model, not a curated record. Gene Ontology annotation, molecular function: RNA binding.
UAGCUGCGCCGCCAUGCCGGGCUUCCCAGGCCGCGCGUGAACUUCCUCUCGCUCAUCCCGGAGCCGCGCCGCGCGAUUCAAUGCCGAUCGAUCGAUCGAUGCCGGAUCAGAUCGGAGGCGUCCGGCCGCAUCGGGUCAUCGCGUCGCGUCACGUCACGUCACCGCUGGCGUCCUCGCCGGAAAACAAUUGGGGGCAUCACCCGCGACCUAUUGUGACAAUCGAUUAAGAUCGCCAACAACUCCCGUCAGCCAUCACACCAUCGCGAUUCCCCCCCACGUUUUGCGCAGAGAAGAGGAACCCGACCGACAAGCCGCGUCUCUCCGACCUCCUGUCAGCUGUCAAAAAUCGCGUAGCCUCUUCAGCGGAGAAACAUGACGACGGCGGCGAGACCGACCUUCGAGCCCGCCCGAGGUGGCCAGGGUCGAGGUGAGAAGGACCUGAGCGCGAUUUCUAAGCAGUACAGCAGCAGGGACUUGCCAUCGCACACGAAGCUCAAGUAUAGGGAGUAUGGGCAAGGAACAGUCGAAGAACUGCGAAAUCGUGACUUUAGGAAGGAGUUGGAGGAUAGGGAACGAGUGGAAAAAGAUAAAGGAUCGAGCCGUCGUGCUAUUGAACCUUCCAGAGAAUCGACUACAUCCAGCGCGAAGAGACAGAAGUUGGAUCAAGUUCCCGCAGCCAGCUUAGAUGCGGAUGAUCCACUUGACGAGGAUGAAUCAGAUUCUGACAGCGAUGAAGAUGAGACUGCAGUGCUCUUGGCUGAGCUCCAGAGAAUUAAGAAGGAACGGGCAGCGGAACAAGCUAAAAAAGAGAUGGAGAAGCGGCAGGAAGAAGAGAGGAUACGCAUGGAAAAUAUUCUUUCGGGAAAUCCUUUGUUGAACUAUGCCUUGCAUAGUGGAAGAGUGGAUAUGAAGGUACGAAGACGAUGGGACGACGAUGUUGUCUUCAAAAAUUGUGCGCGUUCUGAACCUAAGAAGAAACAUGACGUUUUCAUCAAUGAUUCUCUGCGAAGCGAAUUUCACCGCAAAUUUAUGGAAAAGUACGUUAAAUAAUUCAUUAAUCAAGUAUUAACAUUGUAAAUAAUUUUUUAAUGCAUAUUGAAUAAAAGCAUUUCUUCUCAUUUUCUA